Messenger RNA from Maniola jurtina (meadow brown), 1389 nucleotides. It is a transcript of the gene rswl, whose product is annotated as mitochondrial ribonuclease P protein 1 homolog. The record is from RefSeq and is a predicted model, not a curated record. Gene Ontology annotation, molecular function: tRNA binding. The coding region runs from base 107 to 1354 and encodes 415 amino acids. Lineage: Eukaryota; Metazoa; Arthropoda; Insecta; Lepidoptera; Nymphalidae. Gene Ontology annotation, biological process: mitochondrial tRNA 5'-end processing; positive regulation of mitochondrial translation. Gene Ontology annotation, cellular component: nucleus; nucleoplasm; mitochondrion. The transcript is spliced from 5 exons.
UUGUCAAAGUCGCUAUUGUUUUUUAGGUUAUGUGAUAUAUUAAUUAAUGAAAACAAAAUAACUUAAAGAAACGAUCACGUUAAUGAAAUACUAAGAAAUAAGUAUCAUGCACUGCCUUAGAUCAUUGGUAUCCCGAUUAGGACGACCAAUAAAGAAUAAAUCUCUGUUUUUAUGCCCUUACAAUAAAAAUACUCAAGAACCACCUCUGUUUUACAGUAUAGAUAUUAAAGUUGAUGAUGAUUCAGACACAGGAUUCAUUCAUGAAUUAUGCAAAGGAGAUCAGAAUUUGGAGAAAAAGUUAAAAGUGUUGAUGCUUGAAGUAGAAGUGAUGCGUCAAGAUGGCCGCUAUGCUCCAGACUCUAUACAAAAAGAUCAGUGGAAACGUUUACUGGAAAUGUCAAGUAGGAAUCAAAGAACAAAUUACCUAACAUUUCUUUGGAAGCUUGAAAAGAAGAAAGAAAACCUAAAAGCAAAAAAAGAAGCUAGAAGAAAAGAACUGGAGGAAUCACCGCCAGAAGAAAUUAGAGAGUAUCCAGAUGAUCUCUUAUAUGGCAUCAAGCAUCAAUCAAUGUUCCUGCGCAUCCGUGAUCAGAGUAUAAAUAUGUUUGAUAACUAUAGGGCACUUCAAGCUAUGAUUUAUGGACAAUCAGUUAUCAUUGACUGUUCAUAUGAAGAGCACAUGGUAUGGAGAGAAAUUGUCAAUGCUGCAAAACAGAUGACUUUUGUGUUUGGUGACAACAGAAUACAUAAAGACCCCUUUAAUAUGCACAUGUGUAAUGUUGAUCCAAAUGGAGAGUUUAUGAGACAGUUACGAAAGAAUAUACCAUCACUUGAAGAGCCAUGGUUCCCACUGAAUAUUCAUACAAAAGGCUAUUUAGAUCUAUUUCCUAAACAGAAACUUGUGUAUUUGACACCACAUUGUAGAGAAGAGCUAACUUAUUUUGAUCCAGAUGCUGUGUACAUUGUUGGAUGUAUGGUCGAUAAGAUUAACAGUGAACCUCUUUCAUUGGCAAAAGCAAAGAGAGAUGGCCUAGCAAUGGCUAAACUGCCUCUUGAUAGGUAUCUAGAAUGGGCACCCGGCUCAAAGAAAAACUUGAACAUCAAUCACAUGAUUCCCAUUCUUUUGGAUCUAAAAUUGACUGGAGACUGGGAGUUUUCACUGAGGCACAUUCCAAGAAGGAAACUAAUGGAAACUAAAAUAUUAGCCAUGCAAAAGAGAUUUUCAAAUAGCUCUCUUAACAGAGAUGACUUGUUUAAAAGUUUUAAAAGUGUACGUAGAAAUAGUUCGUUAACCAUAAAUGAGAAGAAAUUGAAGUCAAGAAAGUCAUUAUAUGACGAUGAUAACAUAAUAUAAGGAAAAAUUACACAAUAAAAUAUUUUAAAUCUUUA